Molecule: messenger RNA, 2589 nt
Organism: Trichoplax adhaerens
Lineage: Eukaryota; Metazoa; Placozoa; Uniplacotomia; Trichoplacea; Trichoplacidae
Exons: 26
Coding region: 1-2589 (862 amino acids)
Biological process (GO): intrinsic apoptotic signaling pathway in response to endoplasmic reticulum stress; protein phosphorylation; IRE1-mediated unfolded protein response
Cellular component (GO): IRE1-TRAF2-ASK1 complex
Molecular function (GO): protein serine/threonine kinase activity; ATP binding; RNA endonuclease activity
Source: RefSeq, a predicted model, not a curated record
AUGCUCAAGUGCUUGGUUUGGCUUGUGUUAGUGUUAACCUUUUACCAAAACUGCCAUGCAAACAAGGCCGAUAUACUGCAUACACAAAUAGAAGAUGACACUGUACUGAUAUUUCUAUCCAUGGAUGGUACAUUGCAUGGAGUUCGGAGGACUGGAAAACGAAUUUGGACGCGUAAACAAGAUCAUAUCGUCAAGGUUCCAUCCGAUACUUUCAAAGGACCAACGUUUAUCCCGGACCCGAAGGAUGGCAGCUUGUAUCGUAUCUCUAAUAGUAUUGAAGAAGAGAUAAAGAAAAUGCCAUUUACUAUACCAGAGUUAGUACAGGUAUCUCCAAGCCAAAGUAAAGACGGCAUUUUAUAUACUGGAAAAAAAGUUGAUUUAUGGUAUGUCAUUGAUAAGAAUACGGGAAAAUUGAUACAAGAGCUAUCCCUAUAUCAACCAAUAUGUCCAGUGAUUGAUAAAUAUGCGAAACCUGUUUAUAUUGGAGUAUCGAAAUACUUAGCGACUAUGUAUGACACGGUAUCAAGAAUCUUAAAGUGGAACGUUACUUUCUAUGAAUAUGUCCCCUUCGGAAAUUACUUGGGCAAUUACGAUCUUAAUUUUAUAUCGUCAACUACUAAUGGACUAACGGUAGCGUUAGAUAGCACUGGCAACGUAGUUUUCGAAAGGGACUUUGGAUCACCAAUAGUUGCUGUCUAUUUACCUAUUAAAGGUGUAGUAAGAAAAUUACCUGUAAUUUCUGUUGCUGAGGAAACUGUAAUAAAAAUCAUGAAAGGAGAAAAUAAAAAGGCCAACUAUCGAUUAAAUGAAUUAAGGCUACGCCGGACUCUCUAUAUUGGAAAAAAUGACGACGGAUUAUACGCUAUGCCUUCGUUCGUUGAAGAAGGUUCUAUGAUUCUCAGGCCAAAUAGAUUAAUGCCGAAUCCUGUCCAGUCCUAUUCACCUUCGGCCUCUAAAAGUGAUAGUCAUGAAUUAUCACCCUAUCCUAAUUAUGAUUUCAGUAAUGACAUCAUUACUAAUAUGAUUGGAUAUCAUGAAGAACCAGAUCGAUUACCAAAUACUCCGACAAAGAGACCUCAUGCAUUACACAACGAGAUUACUAAGCAAAAUGACACUUCUGGAAUUUUAUCAGAAAACUUUGAUUAUUCUAGAGAUGACAUUCUGGCAUUAGCCCGCACGUUAGAUAUGACAUUAAAAGUUUUGAUCGCGAUUUCAAUUGGAAUUGUUACUGCUGUAGCAGUGUAUUUUUAUAACCGUAAUCGAAGCAAGAAUAAGAUAACAAGUGUAACAGACUCUGUCCAAGAUUCAUCUGAAAGUUCUACUAGUAAUUCUGGUUUAAGCAACAGCAUUCUCAAUUCCUCGUCUACUUCGACAGAUUCGAAGCUAUUCACUAUUGGCAAAAUCACUAUUGACCUAGCGAGUGUUAUUGGCAAAGGAUCCUUCGGUACUUCGGUAUACAGGGGAAGAUUUGACAAUCGUGAUGUAGCUGUAAAGCGUGUUCUGCUAGAUUAUCAACGGUUUGCUGAGCGAGAGGUGGCGCUAUUAAGGAAAUCGGAUCAACACGAUCAUGUUAUUAGAUAUUAUUGCACGGAAAACGAUGAUCAAUUUCAAUAUAUUGCUUUGGAAUUAUGUUCUACAACGUUAUCUGAGUGUAUCAAAGAGGAUCGAUUCUCCGAGUACAAUCUUCAGCCAGUUGAAGCGUUAUAUCAAUUCUUGGAUGGAUUGUCGCACUUGCAUUCCUUAGAAAUAAUCCAUCGAGAUGUUAAACCUCAGAAUAUAUUAGUAAAAAUGCUAAAUUCAUCAAAACGCGGAAAGGUGAUAUUAUCAGAUUUUGGAUUAUGUAAGCAAAUAACACUUCAAGGAUCAUAUGGUUACUAUGCCAGUAAGUCUACUGGCUUGGUAGUUGGUACCGAAGGAUGGAUGGCUCCAGAAUUAUUCCAAGAUGAUGCUAAAUAUGCUUUUUCAGCAGACAUAUUUUCUGCUGGUUGUGUCAUAUAUUAUACAUUUUCGAAAGGAAAGCAUCCAUUUGGUCAAGCUGCAUAUCGACAAUCCAAUAUCAGGAUGGGCUAUUCUAUAAAGUUUGAUGACGAACUUGAAGGGUCAUAUACGGAAAUAGAUUUAAUCAAAAAAAUGAUUACUGCCAAUCCAAAACAAAGACCAACAGCAUUAGUUGCUAUGCAACACCCUGUGUAUUGGAGUAAUGGCAAGCAGUUAUCCUUCUUUUUGGAUAUUAGUGACCGUAUUGAGAAGGAACCAUCGAAUAGUAAGUUAGUAGAACUAUUAGAGUCAAAGAGCAUAACAGUCACUCGUGGUGACUGGAAGAAAUACAUAGGCAACGUCCUUGAAGAAGAUCUUAGAAAAUUCAGGAGUUACAAAGGUGAUUCCGUUAAAGAUCUUCUGCGAGCUUUAAGAAACAAGAAACAUCACUAUUACGAAUUAUCAAUACCUUUACGUGAAGAACUUGGCGAUCUACCUGAUAGUUUUGUACAGUAUUUUACAUCUAAAUUUCCACGCUUGCUGAUUCAUUGUUUUGCUACGAUGUCGAUUUUAUCCAAUGAAAGUACCUUCAAGCAGUAUUACGGAAGGUAG